UAAUAUAACACACUGAUUAUUAGUAGCUAACAUCAUCUCAAUGCUUUAAACAUAAACUGUAAAAUCAUUAAGGAAUGAAAGUACUCGUUUUAUUUAUACAUUGACAGAACCCCUUAUUCAUCUCGCCUAUGGGUGCAACACAGACCGAGACAACCCUGAAGUUGGGUAAGCUGGAAAUGGCCCGCCAGAGGCUGCUUCAGCGUUAUGAGCACCAGCCCUUUGUCUCCUGUCUAGCUGGACUCUACGGCUGCCAGUGGAAGCGUAACCAGCUCACACAUGCUCAGCCUGGACACUGCUGCUGCUCGAAGCUGGAGUGUGGCAGUUUUGCUCUGAUCGUUCUGACAUUUUGUCUCAGUCUGGUGUUCCUGUACUUCUGGAAUGAAGCACAGAAUGACUACAAUGACUUUGACUGGUUUAAUUUUGGUAACCUUGGCUUCUGGUUUCCAUGGUCCAUAGUUUUGUUGAUUCUUGCUGUUUUUUUGUUCACUUAUGUUGCUGUUUUGCUGCUGCUGGCAGUUUGUCUUCUCUCAGAAGGCCAGAGGUUAUAUUUACAUCGGUGUCACAAGAUCGGGAUCUCAGUGACUUUGAUUCUCUCCAUCGUGGCCUCAUCUGUUCUCACAGAUUUAUGGAGCAAGGAGUGGAAGACUGUACUUUUAUCUUUUCAGGUAACUGCUCCAUAUCUACACAUAGGUGGUGUAGUUUUAAUGACCCUAUUAUCUUGGCCAAUAGCCAUGCAUGUCUUCCGUAUCAAUAUCAGAGUGAGAUGGAUGGCCAUCACGGUGCUGUACAUAACUGUUCUAGUGACUCUGUUCUUGGUUCCUCUGGGCAUGUACUCCCCCUGCAUUAAAGAGCGGAGGAGUCUGGGAUCAGCUCCUGCUUUAAUUGGACACAGGGGAGCACCAAUGCUUGCCCCUGAAAAUACCUUCAUGUCUUUUGAGAAGGCAUUGGUAGCUGGAGCUGAUGGACUGGAGACAGAUGUAACUAUCAGUUAUGAUGGAGUUCCUUUCCUCAUGCACGAUAAGAACCUACGCAGGACAACUAAUGUAAAAGACGUGUUCCCAAACUGGACACACACCUCCGCUGCCAUGUUUACGUGGAGAGAACUGCAGAGUCUCAAUGCUGGAUCCUGGUUCUUCUCUCAAGACCCCUUUGGGACAGCUUCAUCUCUGAGCCCAGAUGAACAUUUGCAAGCUCAGAAUCAGUCUGUGUGCACACUGAGGGACUUCCUGGAUCUGGCUGCUCAACAUGGAAAACUAGUGAUCUUUGAUCUGUAUCGGCCGCCCAGGGGUCACCCUUAUAGAGAUGCCUGGAUAUCCCGCACUCUAGAUGUCAUCAAAAACGAGUCAUCCAUUCACUCCAGUCAGGUAUUGUGGUUGCCUCCAGAGCUCAGAGAGUUUGUACAAGAAAUCGACUCAGAGUUACAGCAGACAACAGCGGAUCUAGCACCAGUGGAGGACCUUCAGAGCAGACACAUAUCCAGACUCAACAUCCAUUACAGCUCCAUGUCAGAGAAAGAAAUCAGAAAAUACUCUGCUGCUAACAUUAGCACCAACCUGUAUGUGAUCAGCGAGCCGUGGCUAUAUUCUCUUGCCUGGUGCGCAGGGGCUGAUUCUGUUGCCACUAAUGCUGUUCACAUCCUCAAGAACCUGCAAAGACCGCUCUUUCUCAUGACGGCAGAUGAGUACAGGCUUAUGUGGACUCUUACUGACAUCACUUCUCUUAUUCUUGUCGUGAUUAUCUUUGUGUUUCACUGGUGGAGGGAGCGUGAGUUGGCUCUCAGUGUGAACAGCAGUUCAGUAAUUGAGAAUGGGUCCUACAGACAGUUUAGGACAGAUAUGAAUGAUGUGUGGCCUUUAUCCAACAUGAGUGCCGAUGACAAGCAAGAACCAUCUCUUUGAAGUGCCUGAUGAAGUGUUCUGGUUCAUAUUUAACCCCUUAUAUUAAAAAAACUAUAACUGAUGCUCAGUUAAACCAGUAUAAACCAUUGUUUAUGUGUAUUCAUUGAAAUGUGUUUGCUCGAAAAAGACAGGCAGGCUGUCUUCACGUGAUAUGAUGGGAUACAUCCAGUUAACAAAUGCUAAGUUCUAGUGACUGAUCUUGCAUCUCAUUUGAAGUAUGGCUUUUUGCAAGCCCCAGGUUUUAUCAAAGAUAUUUCCACUUCAAGCAUGAAUGGAAAUAUUUGUCAUGUUGAUAAAACAGAUUUUUCCUCCACUGAAAAAUUGGUGGAUCUAUUGGAUUUGUUUCAUCUUAAGAAGUAUUUAAAAUCCAUGUCAUGGUUUUGGCUGAAUUAUUACUCCCAGACAAUAAGAAUCCAAGAGGUCAUAAAUCAUAUUUAUGCUAACGUUUUGUCCUUUUUUAUCUUGUUCUUAUUUAAUAUACAUCUAAUUCAGUAUAUCAUAGUUAAUCCUCACAAGAUCAUUCAGUAUAAUAAUUUUUUGGUUAUUGCAAUACGUUUAACUCAUAUUUGUUUUUCCACAUUAUUUGGAUAAUUUAUCUUCAAAUGUUAAUACUGUUACAAUCUUGUUAUUUUUACUACUUGAAUAAAUCUUGUGUCUGAUAAAAA
Molecule: messenger RNA, 2563 nt
Organism: Carassius carassius (crucian carp)
Lineage: Eukaryota; Metazoa; Chordata; Actinopteri; Cypriniformes; Cyprinidae
Gene: gdpd4b
Product: glycerophosphodiester phosphodiesterase domain containing 4b
Exons: 15
Coding region: 129-1898 (589 amino acids)
Biological process (GO): lipid metabolic process
Cellular component (GO): membrane
Molecular function (GO): glycerophosphodiester phosphodiesterase activity
Source: RefSeq, a predicted model, not a curated record